GUAAUAGCACAUGACAGACAUAGCAAGUAGAUACAAUAGUCUCAGACGAGUGUGAAUGGGAGGUGUUUGUGUCCGGUCUUUUAGCCUGAAAAUUUACCUCAGGCUUUCAGGAAAGGGUUAAUAGAGACAAUGACAAGUGACAGAGCUUCUCUGAUCACCCCUGGGAACGCUGGCUGUAAAAGUAGAAUCAUUCCUGAAGAGGAAUCUAAUGUAUGAUUAAUGUUUAUUCUGUAAAACCAAGGGUCCUGUGGGUUGUGUUGGCUUUUUAUAGCUGCAUGGGAAUAUCAGGAUAAGAGGUUUUUUGCAGAGCCAGGGAAAUGCAUUUCUAUAAAAGGAAAGCAGCGCCUCCUUAUAAAAUCCAGUGCUGGAUUCUGUUCUGGAGCCUUAGCUUAGCAGGACGUGUGCACUUAGAAAAUGUGCAAUUGCAAACACUCAAAAAUGUUGUGCCCGUGUCUGAUCUCCACUUUGGGACUGUCAGUGAUUAAAAGAGGCCAUGGCAGUAAGUGCCUCAAACCCUGAGGAUAUAACUAAUUAGUAGCUGCACAAGGCAGCGUGAGCCUGCAGUUGGCAGGGCCACCUGAUGCUGUAAAUGGUCUUCUGAAAACGUGCUAAAGCGUGUGAUGCUGUGCUGCUGAAAAGUAACGUGGAGCCUGUGCAGUGGCUUCGUGCAGGCUCUGCCUGGUCUCCCUGGUCUCCUGGGGAUGCCCGGGGCACGGGCUGGCACACGUACUGUUAAGUUUGGAUGUGCAUGUCCUUUGCAGCUCAUUCAAAGCAGUGCUAACUCUGGGGCUCAUUGUGGGAGUGUGGCACUUUGGGCUGUGUCUGGGUAGAUGUGAGCAGUGCUGAGAGUUUGAUGUCAUUUCAAAGAGAAAUUCUCGUGGUUGGUUGUUCUUUCAGCUUUUGAAAGUGAACUCCUGGACUUACUGCUUCUGUACAAAUCCUAAUAGGCCGGUGGGGGGGACGCAGUGUGCGCUAGAUGAAAGAAAUUUAGCAAUUAUGUCUCUGCGAGGCGGUUCAGUAAAACUUCAGAGGAACGAGAUGGGGAGGUAACAUCCUCUGUUGUGUUGUUUGCUUGCUGCUGGUUGGCUGGGAAGAUCCGCCAUGACGAGAAGACGAGCUAUAAAGCUGUCCAGACGAGCGAAGAGGGGUCGUCGGCUGGCGAGUACCAGGGUCCGCUCAUGGUGCUGGCCCAGAACUGCGCCGUCAUGCACAACCUGCUGGGGCCAGCAUGCAUCUUCCUGAGGAAGGGCUUCGCAGAAAACAGGCAGCCUGAUAGAGAACUCCGUCCUGAAGAAAUUGAAGAAUUAAGAGAAGCCUUUAAGGAGUUUGAUAAAGACAAGGAUGGGUUUAUUAACUGCAGGGACUUGGGGAACUGCAUGCGGACCAUGGGCUACAUGCCUACUGAGAUGGAGCUAAUAGAGCUAUCCCAGCAGAUCAACAUGAACUUGGGUGGCCAUGUGGAUUUUGAAGAUUUUGUUGAGCUGAUGGGACCAAAACUUCUAGCAGAGACUGCAGACAUGAUUGGUGUAAAAGAACUCCGUGAUGCCUUCAGAGAGUUUGACACCAAUGGAGAUGGGGAGAUCAGUACCAGUGAGCUGCGAGAAGCCAUGAAGAAACUUCUAGGGCAGCAGGUGGGUCACCGGGAUAUUGAAGAGAUCAUCCGGGACGUGGAUCUGAAUGGAGAUGGGCGUGUUGAUUUUGAAGAGUUUGUUCGCAUGAUGUCCCGUUGAAGAUAAUUCUCAGCUAAAGAAGAAUCAGCACCUUAGAGAGGGCAGAAGAGGACCUAGAUGGAGCAUCUAGCCCCGGUGUUCCUACAGGAGGGUUUAUCGGCUGGCUGCGAUUAGGACGUUGCAAGAUGACCUGCUGCUCCUCCCUCACAUGGUCCCCAUGCCCCUCCACCCUUUCACACUGUGAAAGACUUGCAACUUCCUACAACUGGAACCAUUCCUUGAAGAAGAUUGCAGGAAACUGCAGAGCCAGGACUUGCCAUGAUGCUUUCAUGGGAUAUUUGCAACUUUAGACUCCUCCUCCCCAGCUUUAUUCUCCCACCAGCUGCUGCAAAGAAAAAGCAGGAGAAAUCCUCUUGGCUUGGUGGAUGAGAGCAAAGCCAUUGGGACUGGUGGCAGCCUCAGGGCGUGCUCUGCACUUCUUGGUUUCCCUUGGUGAACCGUGUCCGUGUUUGCUGUCUCAGUGUGUGUCCAUCUGUGUGGAGUUAUUUAUGCUUCCCCAACACUUAUUUGCAUCUCCUGUGGUUAUGUUUACCAAGAGUAAAUUCAAAUAUAUGUCUUGUGGGGGGAAAGUGAUAAAUAUGCACGUUGAAAUGA
Serinus canaria (Common canary) is the source of this 2324-nucleotide messenger RNA. RefSeq names its product calcium binding protein 1 (gene CABP1). Lineage: Eukaryota; Metazoa; Chordata; Aves; Passeriformes; Fringillidae. Bases 1179 to 1730 code for a protein of 183 amino acids. The transcript has 6 exons. The record is from RefSeq and is a predicted model, not a curated record. Gene Ontology annotation, molecular function: calcium ion binding.